UCGGUGUUCGUCUUGAUCACGUUAUUGUGUUCUUCUUCUUCGUCGACUCAGUGCUUAGUUACAGUCUCUCUAUUUUUUCCUCUCUCUGGUUUUCUCUGAUUUGAUCGGUAAGCCUUCUCUCUGUGAAUUUGUUCGUUUUUGGAUUUUGCAGUGUAUUUUUGUUGUUUGUGUUAAAUUGUUGAAUUGUUCGUUUUGGAUUACUUUGUUCUUCUCCUUCGUCGACUCAGUGCUAUGUUGAAUUGUUGAUGAUGUUUUGUGCUAUUGCGGUACUAUAUUUGUUCUAUACUGUGAUUUUUUUAUCAGUGACAUGGCCAGUUACAUUUUUAAUACUGCUGUUUUGUUCAGGAAUUAUCAUUUAUUUUGCGAGUAUGAUGUUGUUUUUCUGUUCAGGCAUUAAUAGUGACUUUGGCAGUGAUAAUUCUGUUGAUUCCUUAGUAGUGACAUGGUCAGUUAUAUUUAUAAUAUUGUUCUUCUGUUCAGGCUUUAACAGUUACUUUGGCAGUGACUUGUUUGUGUUGAUUCUGUUGAUUUCCUUAGUAGUGACAUGGAUAGUGAUUUGUUUUAUUCUUGUGCAGUUGUUAUGGAUACAAGCUAUGUUGUCAAGUUUAUUUAUUCUGGUGAAGCAGCAACAGUUCCAUUGUUGCAUAAUUGGUCGUUUGUUGACCUAUGCAAUUCCAUACGCUCUCGUUUUCCGGAUUUGAUUCAAGGCAAUUUCAUGUUGAGGGCAGAGGCACCGAAGAGUUAUAUGACGAAAGGUUGGGAGAGUUAUAUUCAUUCUGAAGGCCAAAAGUUUGAGGGUGGGGUUGUUGAGUUUAGGGAUAAGCUGCGUAAGUAUGCCAUAGAAAUUGGCUUUUCAUAUGAGUUUGUUAGAAAUGACAAGGUUCGUGUUAUUGCUCAGUGUUCUAAGAAACAUUCUCAAGGCUGCAAUUGGCUUGUGAAGGCUCAUUUAUGCAGGGCUAAUGGUUUCUUUAUGAUUAAAAGGUUGGUUAAUGUUCACACUUGUCAUGGUGUGAUUCGUUUGCAGAAGAGUAAGAUGAUGGGAUCCAAGGUUGUCAAGUCUAUUGUGCUUGAUAAGAUUCGUGCCAAUCCAAACAAAAAGCCAAUUGAUAUAGCUGAUGAGAUCAAGAGUGAUUAUGGUUUGGAUGUUGCUUAUCGUACAGUUUGGUAUGGUACGGAGUUGGCAAAAACAGCCCUACAUGGUGAUGAAGCUGAGUCUUAUGCUCAGCUACUUUGGUUCAGUGAGUCUGUUAUGAAGUCAAACCCCGACUCUAGGAUAGUGGUUGAGUUUCAUCGAGAAACACACAGGUUUCAGCGUAUGUUUGUGACCUAUGGUGCAUGGAUGAAGGGUUUUCAAUCUUGUAGACCUAUUCUUUUCAUUGAUGCUACAUUCAUUACCAACAAGUACAAGGGGCAGAUUAUUGCUGCAUCGGCAAAAGAUGCCAAUCAAGGUUGA
Messenger RNA from Rosa rugosa (rugosa rose), 1453 nucleotides. RefSeq lists its product as uncharacterized. The transcript is spliced from 2 exons. NCBI's taxonomy places the organism in Eukaryota, Viridiplantae, Streptophyta, Magnoliopsida, Rosales, Rosaceae. The record is from RefSeq and is a predicted model, not a curated record. The coding region runs from base 545 to 1453 and encodes 302 amino acids.